CCAGCUCUGUCACUCUGGUCCCUCCCAUUCUUGCAGCCCUCCAGUGUUGCUGGCCUGAGAUGGGAGCGCACACACAGCGGCACCAUCACGGCCGAAGAAACGGGCUAAACCUGGAAAAGAACAGGGGAAAAAACAACGAUACCUCAUAGGUACCGUGGAAAAACAAUGGGAAAACGAAACAGAUUCAUAAACCAGAUCACACCGCUUGAUCCCGUCCUCUGAGAAACUCAGAUGUUGUCGUCGCUUGUGUUUUGCGCUUUUUAUCCUUUCUCCUUGAGCGCUGCUGGUACAAAGGCGCUUGGUGUGAAGCAGCAGCAGCACCUGGAAUUACUGCCGUAUGAAUGGGUGAGAGUGAACGGAUCUGCUAUCACGGACAAACCCGGAAUGGCAAACACAGACAGUGAGUAAACCUAGCAGGAUUAAAAUACUUUCUUCUUUUUUUCGCUCUCCCUGGGAGCCAGAUCCCCGUGUCACCCCGCGAGGACAGAUGCUGUCAUUGUGUCGAGGCUGAGAUUUAACACACAAAAAAAAAAUCUUCUGAAAGUGUCCUUUUCUGGAAUAAUGCAUGAGAAAGACGGGCGCUUUUGCAGCUUGCUGUUCCUUUUUAUGCCCCUCACAUUCCCAGCUAUUCCUCUGGCUGAACAGCCGGUUUCUCUUCUUCAGAAUGGGAUGUAUUGUUGCAUCUGCGCAGCCCACGACAAGUGUCAGCAAGUAGACUGUGCGUUUUUGAACGGGUUACCUAAAGGCCUGUUUUAAACACUGUCACUGUAAAGUGGCCAUUGUUGUCGAUAAGGACUCUGUGGCGAACUGGACUAAAAAAGGACAAACGGUGCGCCCUUGGCUUCAUUCACCCAGUGUGUGUGAGCCAGGGUCGGUCCCAGAAAUAAAUUAGGCACAAUAUGGUGGAGCCGGUGGGAUUCACUGAGGCGUGGAAAGCGCAAUUCCCGGAGUCCGACCCCCCUAAAAUGGAGCUGCGAUCUGUCGGCGGCAUCGAGCAUGAGCUGGAGAGGUGCAAAGCGUCCAUCAGGCGCCUGGAGCAGGAGGUGAACAAGGAGCGCUUCCGCAUGAUCUACCUGCAGACCCUCCUGGCCAAGGAGAGGAAGAGCUAUGACAAGCAGCGGUGGGGCUUCAGGAAGACACCGCUGAGUGAGGGGAUGGACCCUGCAGCCACACAGGGAGCCGAGUGUCAGUCCCAGCAGCCACACAUGCAGGAGACUGGUGGAGUUGGGGUAGGAGUUGUUGGUGGAGGGUAUGGUGGUGGUAGUAUCGAUAGGAUCCGUUAUCAGCCUCUUGGAGAAGGAGCUGUAAGGUCCAAACCCAGGCCUCCGCCAGCCAGGAAGUCGGCCUCCCACGGAGACGGCCUGGAGUCAGCCUUUGAGGUACCCCAGCAGGCUGAGUCGACGUCUUGUGACAACCUAGAUGGCCUCUCGCCGUCCAAGCAGAGAGGCAUCUCUGUCUCUCCCCGCAGGGUCAACCUUCCGCCCCCAGACAAGGACAUGCCCUCCGACCCCAAGGACAAGCUGGGGAUGGGACUUGGGGUGGCAGCUCUGAGGUCCAACUUUGAGAGGAUCAAACGGGCCAACUCUCACACUGCGGGGGAUGUAGCGAAGGGCCAGGAGAAGCAGCAGCAGCUGCCGCCGCCACCACCGCCAUUUUAUUCUAACAUGGAAUUCCACCACGAGAGGGGUCUGAUCAGAGUCAACGACCGUGACGUCUCCGACAAGAUCAGCUCCUUGGGCAGCCAGGCCAUGCAGAUGGAGCGAAAGAGAUCUCUUCACUCCCUCCCAGGUAACCUGGCAACGGUGGCAGGGGAGCUCCGCGCAAGGCCUGUGUACAGAGGCCGGUCCACUGAGAGCACCUGCGGCUAUGAUGCAGAAUAUGAAGAUGGGGAACCCAACCAGCGACAUUCAGGGAGGGCCAACGGUGGCAAACCUCCGCCUCCUCCUUGGCAGCCCUCAGAGUUCCAGGCCUACUCCAGUGUCUAUGUUGGCGGGGUGAUGAUGGGUGAAGGUGGCGUUGGAGAUGGGAGAGGCGGUGGUGGAAGUGGUAGUGGAGUCACAAUGAGAGACCUUGGCGGAGGUGAUGACCAUCUCCUGACCUGGCCACGGCGUUCCUACUCACCUGGGAGCUUCGAGGAUGUCGGCGGAGGAGGCGGCUACACGCCGGACUGCAGCUCCAAUGAGAACCUGACGUCCAGCGAGGAGGACUUCUCCUCAGGUCAGUCCAGUCACGUCUCUCCCAGUCCCACCACGGCCUUCCGCCGGCCCUUUAGAGAGAAGAGCCGCUCGCCGUCCCAAAACUCCCAGAACUCCCAGCACUCGUUUGACAGCAGCAGCCCUCCGACACCACAGUCCCAGAAGCGACACCAGCGGCAGCAGGGAGGCCACGUGGUCAUGUCUGAAGCCACUAUUGUGAGCGUUCGCAAGACCGGUCAAAUAUGGCCACCUGCUGCCCAUCAUGACCUCGUGCCCCAUGGUAGAACAUCCCAUGACAACAGUUUCCAUGGAGACCACCUAGAGGGUCAUUUCACCGGGACCCCUCCCACAUACGGUUAUGAUGCAGACCGCGCAGAGGAGCAGCGGAGGCACCACGACAUCCUGCCGUACAUCGAUGACUCGCCGUCAUCUUCACCGCACCUCAGCUCCAAGAGCCGCAGCAGUCGGGACACCCUCUCCUCCGGAUCGUUAGAAUCCUCCAAGUCGACUGAAUGUGACCUGGAAAAAGGUUUGGAGAUGAGGAAGUGGGUCCUCUCUGGGAUCUUGGCCACCGAGGAAACAUACCUGAGUCACCUGGAGGCACUGCUGCUGCCUAUGAAGCCUCUAAAGGCCGCAGCUACGACGUCGCAGCCUGUGCUCACUGUGGCCCAGAUAGAAACCAUCUUCUUCAAAGUGCCUGAGCUCUACGAGAUCCACAGGGAGUUCUACGACGGACUUUUGCCCCGCGUCCAGCAGUGGAGCCACCACCAGAGAGUCGGGGACCUCUUCCAGAAAUUGGCCAGCCAGCUCGGAGUUUACAGAGCAUUUGUGGACAACUACGAGCUGGCUGUGGAGACGGCGGAGAAGUGCUGCCAGGCCAACACGCAGUUUGCUGAAAUCUCUGAGAACCUGAAGGUGAGGAGCCCAAAGGACUCUAAGGACCAGACGGCCAAGAACUCUCUAGAAGCGUUGCUAUACAAACCAGUGGACAGAGUGACUCGCAGCACAUUGGUUCUUCAUGACUUGCUCAAACACACGCCCACCAGCCACCCGGAUCACCCGCUUCUGCAGGACGCCUUGCGGAUCUCCCAGAACUUCCUGUCCAGCAUCAACGAGGAGACGACGCCCCGACGCCAGUCUAUGACUGUCAAGAAGGGAGAGAACCGGCAGCUUCUGAGGGACAGUUUCAUGGUGGAGUUGGUGGAGGGAGCCAGGAAGCUGCGGCACGUCUUCCUCUUCACUGAUCUGCUGCUCUGCGCCAAGCUAAAGAAACAGAUCGGAGGUAAAAACCAACAGUAUGACAGUAAGUGGUACAUCCCCCUGACUGAGCUGACCUUCCAGGGCCCCGAGGAAACCGAGCCACUUACCAUCCCACAGGUCCCCGAUGAAGAGCUCGACGCCAUGAAGGUCAAGAUCUCACACCUCCGCAGUGAGAUUCAGAGAGAGAAGAGAGCCAACAAGGGUUCAAAGGUCAUCGACCGUCUCAGGAAGAAGCUGUCUGAACAGGAGUCUCUGCUCCUGUUAACGUCUCCGAGCAUGCCCAUCAGAGUCUACAACAAGAAUGGCAAGAGUUACAGUUUCCUGAUUUCGUCAGACUAUGAACGUGCAGAGUGGAGGGAGCUAAUGAAGGAACAGCAGAAGAAAUGUUUGAAAACUUCCUCCUUGACUUCCAUGGAGCUGCAAAUGUUGACCAACUCCUGUGUCAAACUGCAAACUGUCCACCACAUUCCACUUAGCAUCAAUAAAGAAGAGGAUGAAUCCCCCGGUCUCCACGGGUUCCUGAAUGUAAUCGUCCACUCUGCCUCCGGCCUCAAACAGAGCUUGAAUCUCUACUGCACAUUGGAGGUGGAUUCCUUUGGCUUCUUUUCAAGUAAAGCCAAGACGAGAGUGUAUCGAUACACCACUGAACCCAAAUGGAACGAGGAGUUUGAGAUUGAGCUGGAGGGCUCUCAGACCCUGAGGCUGCUCUGCUACGAGAAGUGUUAUAACAAGACCAAGCAGAACAAAGAGGAUGGAGAGAGCACAGACCGCAUCAUGGGGAAAGGACAGAUCCCGCUUGACCCUCCAUCUCUCCAAGGCAAAGACUGGCAGAGAACAGUUAUUCCCAUGAACGGAAUUGAGGUUAAACUUUCCAUCAAGUUCACCACCCGAGAGUUCAGCCUGAAGAGGAUGCCCUCACGGAAACCAAUGGGCGUGUUUGGAGUCAAAAUCUCCACAGUGACCAAGCGAGAGCGCUCCAAGGUGCCCUACAUUGUCCGGCAGUGCCUAGAGGAGAUUGAAAGGAGGGGUAUGGAGGAGGUGGGCAUCUACCGAGUAUCAGGAGUGGCUACUGACAUUCAGGCCUUGAAGACCGCCUUUGACACCAAUCAUAAAGACGUGUCGGUGAUGAUGAGUGAGAUGGACGUCAAUGCCAUCGCUGGCACCUUGAAGCUGUACUUCAGAGAGCUGCCAGAACCACUCUUCACUGAUGAGCUCUACCCAAAUUUUGCAGGCGGCAUCACCCUGUCUGAUAGCGUCGCCAAAGAGAGCUGUAUGUUGAAUCUACUGCUGUCGCUGCCAGAACCCAACCUGGUCACAUUCCUUUUCCUAUUGGAUCACAUGAAGAGGGUGGCAGAUAAGGAAAGCAUCAACAAGAUGUCUCUCCACAACCUGGCGACGGUGUUCGGGCCGACCUUGCUAAGGCCUUCCGAGAAGGACAGCAAGAUCCCCGCUAACCCCACCCAACCCAUCAGUAUGGGGGACAGCUGGUCCCUGGAAGUCAUGGCGCAGGUCCAGGUGUUGCUGUAUUUCCUCCAGCUGGAGACGAUCCCCACCCCAGACAGUAAACGACAGAGCAUCCUCUUCUCCACUGAAGUAUAGAGCUCACAUUGACUCUGCCGACGAGAAACUUUGACCAUGGAGGAGUGAAAUGAGACGGACCGUGGCUCAAAGUGAGCCUAUAGUAGUAUGUUUUUGGAUUGACUGACCAGACUCUUGCAGCUGGAAAAGAUAGUCUCUGGCGAUGCCUGCCCCCCUCAAACACAAGAGGGCGCCAUUGGACCUCAGAAGCUCCAAGGAUGCGAGGUCCUUGCCGUUCAUACAACAUAUUUAGUAAGAUUCCUUCAGAAAAUACAUCCGCCAUCCACAUUUCUCCAUCAUGCUAUUUGUUGGUCCCAGCAUUGAACCUUUACAGCUUUAAGACAAUUGUGGUUCAUAAAUCAAGAAGUUGUCAAAAUCAGUCCAUUAGAGAAAGAAACACGUCUGUCUUGAUUCUUGAAAUAGUUUGCCAACAAACCAGAAUUUCCUACGUACCUUUGUGUUUGGGCAUUGUUCUCUAUCUGUGUUUUUUUUAUACAAUCAUCGACUCGAGACUCCUGCAAAAUACGUCUAUCAGUCUCAAACCUUGCUUCAUGUCCUGCUGAGGAAAAUUCUAACUGUGUCUUACAUAAUCUCAGCACAUUGUUUCUGAGAAGACAAGAGGAGACUUUUGUGCUGUUUGUGGGAGAUACUGGCUUUUCUUCUUCGUGUCAGGAAGCCGCCACCUGUAUGUUUAAGUGUUUACAACGUAAACAAACCCCGGUUGGAGUCAGAGACAAAUUCUACAGCUUGAAGAGGGACUGUAAGAAAAUAAAAAAAUGAACCCGAUGGUUAGUAAUACACUGCAAUCUGACUGCCUGCGGUUUUUCACCACCAUAAAAGCAAAUGUCCUCUAUUUGUGUUGUGUGUGUCUCAAGGUAGUCUUCAGCUUGAAUAUCGAUGAAGCAAUAUAUUUUCUAACAUAGGAAGUGUCUGUGUUCAUAUCUUUGUGGACAAAAUGUCCUUCUUAUUGUAACAUAGGACAUCUUGCCAAAAUGAAUAUGUUGCUUGUUUGUUUCUAGGAGUAAAGGAAGCAGUUGUAUUUACAGAUACAGUAUGUACAUAAUCUUAAAGUUGUAUUUUUUCUUUCUUUUUGUUUAACAGUAUAAUCAUUGUUGCUAUUAUUGUAAUUUAUUUUGGGGGGGGGGGAUCGGUUUGUUUUUCUAUGUGAACUUUUCUUCUGUUUUGAUUAAGAAAGUGGUAGGUCUUAGCCUUGACUUCAAGUCUUGCGGUAAAUAAGCAGGAUUUAGCCUUGUUCUUAUAGAAACUACUCAGCUGUUCUGUCCAGCCUAUCGAUUAUUCAUUUAGAUAUUAUUAUUGAAGGUAACACACACAUUGUAGUUACAUACUGUAUGCUGCUCUGGAAAAAGGCACAAGCUCUUUAACUGCUGAGUAUUCCUUGGCAAGAAAAGGUCUCACAUCCAGAGACCGCCGCCUGUCUAGUUUAGACAUUAUGCAAUGUCAUAAUAGAGCACACACACACUCACACACAUAUGACAUUGUCUCUUUUUGUACCAUUUAAUCUUUGGCUGCAGAAGUACACUCACGCAAUGUUAGAACUACUGUAUUACAAUUCAAGUGACCUGAGCACUCUGCAUUUAUGUCCACUGAAGACCAUAUCUGUUGGUUUUAAUGAAGGAAUAUGAUUUUGUUUUAUCUUCUCCUGACACUUUUCUUUGUUUAUCUCGUGCGUAUGGCGAAAUGUCCUGAUAACUCUUUGUCCCUUUAACUGUUCUUCAUCUCCUUAAGCAUGAAGGUGUCCAACUCAAUGGCCAAUUUAAAGGCUUAUCUUAAGAUAUUUUGUUGAUUCUAAAAAUGACAUGUUUCGCAUUUUAAUUUCCAUUUCCUUGAUUUAACAUGCAGGCAUGUUUUAUUGAUUGUUUUUCUUUUUUUGCUGUCUUGUUCACAAAUGUCUCAUCAUAGACUUUGGGAUGUUGUUAACUUGUGAGUGUCUGGUUUACAUUAUUACAGCAUGUCCUUUUCGGGCCAAGGGUAAAUAUCACAGUCGGUUUCCAAUAUAUAUUUUAGGUAUAAAACUAUAACCAAUGGACCAGUUAAGUGGAUCUGAUAAGGGCUUGUGUGUGCUUGUGCCCAUAAAUGUUAUUAAUAACACAUUUCAAGUUAGACUUCGAAAAGCAAGUAGAGUCUUUCCUUUUGGAUACAUAUGAGCUCUCUAAAUGUUAAGUCACUCAUGCACAUAUUAAUAUAGACUAAAACACCAUUAUUAUAUCAACCCCAUGAACAAUCUUGAGCUUUUAUUCUGAAAGUCUUCAUGCCUUCAGUCCCACUUUUGAUGUACUUCCACAAGUUUUGGCCUACUGUAGCAUGCCCACAUUGUUUCAUCGUCUAUACGUUAGGAUGUGAGACAAUGAAUCCACCUUUCAUUCAUUCAUUCAUUGAUCCGUCACCUUUAUAAGUCCCAAUUGCCUACACUACUGUACCCUAUCGUGCCUCGACACUUUUUUGUUUUGUUUAGCGCCUGUGGUACUCUGAAACGUUGUUCAGUCUCCUGUUGCCUUUGCUGAGGACAGCCACACACCUUCCAUCUCUUAAAGACUAAGACAGGACCUUAACCUUAAGCACGGUCUUAGCUCAUACUGUACAUGCCCGCUCUACUUGCCACCUUCAUCUGACGGUGAUGCUGUAAUUCAAACUGUGCUGAAGUCAGUCUUAACAGAAUUUCUUGCCCAUGUCCUGGUUUUGGCUCUUAAAAGUUCAGCUCCUUUUAAUGCCUUUUAUACCUAUUUAUUUAAGAUUUGUCCCCGUUUGGUAUACGAAGGGUACUGGUUCUAUUUAUUUAUGAUAUAAUAUCAUCUGAAGCUAUAUUAAUGUAAGAGAAAUGGUGUGCUUUCUUUGGGGAAACGUACGUCUUAUGUAACAUCCUGUAAAACAGAUUUUCACCAUUUUGUCCCAGAAUCACAACCACUGCAAACACCUUUGAAAGCCCCCCCCCCCCUCCCCCCUUACUCCUGCAUCCUUGGCUCAGCUCUGUAGUUGGAAGUGUUGUACAGCAGACUGGCCACUGUGAGUGUUUAGCUAUCUGAUUUAGAUAACUGAGUAGCAGAUGCAGGUUCUCGUCAUUUGAAGAAAAAAAAAAAAAAGGUAGAUUCAGUGAGUUCAAACUUCUCUCAUUUCCCCGUGGAGUUGUAUAAUAUGUAUUAUACUAGAGAGUACAUUAUCUGGUUUCCGUUUUUAUUUAUUGUGGCGUCCGCUGACGUAUGAUCGUUGAGGGUUGAGCCGGUACGCCUCUAGUCUCUUCGAGAAGACAAACUGUCGGUGUGUUGUAGAGGAGAAAAGAGUCUUAUAUUGCUCUAGAAUCUGCAUUGUUUUUGGUCUGUUGAUAGUCUGUGUAACUGCAUGUACCCUCCGUAACUUCAGUCCCUCUGUACAUGAAAAAGUAAAUACAACAAAAAAGGUUUAAUUUAUCUGUGGAAUAGCCUGAAGAUAUGGAACAUAUUGCUCUGUAUGAAAGUUCUCCUUCAUUUAUUGUACAUGGUAAUUCUCAGAUUUCCAUAGUUAAUACUUUCAAAUGACCCUCUGCUGCCACUUCUACGACACCAAACUGACAUUAAAUUAGCCUACCUUAAUCUUUGGAAAUAUGUUAGUUUUGUUUUAUUCGACGCAUAACAUAAAGCCGAGGAUGAGACUUGCUGACCAACCACAAACACUUUCUCUUUGUACCUUCCUCAGUCUUUUGAACUCUUGUUCCUGUUCAAUAUUCAAUGUUCUGCUUGUAGAACUGUAAAAAGGAAAACUGUAUUCUGAGGGCAAACAUGUUUGGAAGGCAUUUGCAGCCUAUGUUUGUACACAAAAAUGUUAAAUAAAAUCUCCUUGUAUCUACAUAGAA
This is a messenger RNA of Cottoperca gobio, 8877 nucleotides long. It is a transcript of the gene bcr, whose product is annotated as BCR activator of RhoGEF and GTPase. Bases 900 to 5054 code for a protein of 1384 amino acids. The transcript is spliced from 23 exons. Gene Ontology annotation, cellular component: membrane. Gene Ontology annotation, biological process: intracellular signal transduction; protein phosphorylation; positive regulation of GTPase activity. The record is from RefSeq and is a predicted model, not a curated record. NCBI's taxonomy places the organism in Eukaryota, Metazoa, Chordata, Actinopteri, Perciformes, Bovichtidae. Gene Ontology annotation, molecular function: GTPase activator activity; protein serine/threonine kinase activity; guanyl-nucleotide exchange factor activity.